Molecule: messenger RNA, 549 nt
Organism: Homalodisca vitripennis (glassy-winged sharpshooter)
Lineage: Eukaryota; Metazoa; Arthropoda; Insecta; Hemiptera; Cicadellidae
Product: MIEF1 upstream open reading frame protein
Exons: 3
Coding region: 201-407 (68 amino acids)
Source: RefSeq, a predicted model, not a curated record
UUUUGUAAUGCUGCGUCGGCUGCUCAGUUUGCCAUUUGUACAAUGAUAAUAGUGUAAAGUUUAUUUUUAUAAGUUUUUUGUGAUUUUUCGUGAGUCUCGUGUUACUUUACUAUUGCUGUAAAUUGUUAGUAAACAUUUUCCAAACUUGUAUUACAGUAUGCUUAUUGAAUGUAAAAUAUCCUAAUCUUCAUAGAUUUAUUAUGACCAAACCAACGGUGAAAGAAAUAAUUAGUUUGUACAGAGAUCUCAUUCGCUACUCAAGAACGUUGAAGUUUACUGAUAAAGAUUAUUUCUUGUUCCGAAUAAAAGACGAGUUCAGGAAGAACCAGAAUGUAGAAAAACCUGAAGCUGUAGAAUUCUGUUACAAGAAAGGAAGAGCCCUGUUGAAGAACCAGAGAGUGAUAUGAUGCUGAAGACAUUACUGAGAGGUCAUGGCCUGACCCAACCAUGGCUCAUGGGUCAGGCAACUGUAGUCACAAGUGGCGCAGCAUUAGUGAGCAAAAAACAUCUCGACUUCUCGUUACAGCCACAGGUGCGUGUAUGAAUCCU